UCCAGCCUCUUCCCCCUCCCGGUUUCCUCCCCCAGCACUGACUCCCACACAGAGAGGUUGGGCCGGGGAAAGGGAAGGAUGGGGAGGGAAUAAGCCAGCAAGAAAAGACCUCGUCAGGAAGUCUGGCGCUUGAGCCGUCCUGGUCUCCUGGCGGGUCCGGACCCACUGGCGUGUUCAGCCACUCGUCGCCUGCACACCUAAUGUUCCGGUCGCGGAGAGCCAGCUUGAUACAACGGCUCUGGAGGCAUCGCAGCGUCGCGGUCGGCCUGGACGACAGCCACGGGGCCCUCAAACCAGCCGCUCAUGCCCUCUUCAAGAAGCUGAAGGACAAGGAGCUGGAGCUGCUGCUGCAGGCGGUGGAGAGCCGGGGGGCCGGCGAGUCCGGCUGCGUCUGGGUAGAGUCACGGGGGGCCAAGCCUGGCCUCCCGGCCUCGCUCCUCCUGUGCCGCCUCUACCGCUGGCCCGACCUGCGCCACCCGCACGAACUCAAACGCCUGAGCUGCUGCACGAGCACCGGGGCCGAGGGCACCGUCCACUGCUGCAACCCGCAUCACCUUAGCCGGCUCAGCGUGCCCGGUGAACCCCCCCCGCCCCCCUAUCGCAAGAGCUCUCCUUUCACCAAGUGCUCCAACACCUUGGACAACAAUCGUAAAGUAUGGCAAGACACAAGCCUCUCCCAGCAGUCCCUCAAAGAUGGCUACUGGUGCAAACUGGCCUACUGGGAGUACCGCUUGAGGGUGGGCCGCCUCUACCCCGUCCACGACGAGUACGUGAACGUCUUCUCCGACCUGCCAGCGGGCAGCGGGUUCUGCGUGGCUCAGCUCACCUCGAGGAACCGCAGCCAGGCGGUCCAGCGGGCCCAGACCAAGUUCGGGCAGGGGCUGCUGCUUAGCCGUGAGGCGAGCGGUGUUUGGGCCUACAACCGCAGCGACCACCCCAUCUUUGUCUGCUCGCCCACCCUGGGGCAUCCAGGCAGCCUCGGCCCGGCGGUUCAGAAGAUCCUUCCUGGAUACUCCAUCAAGGUGUUUGAUUACGAACGGGCCGGCAACCUGGCGGUCGGGAACCAGGGCUUUGGCGACGGCCCCUACGACUCCCACACUAUCCGGAUCAGUUUCACCAAAGGCUGGGGGCCAUGUUACUCCCGUCGGUUCAUCACCUCUUGUCCCUGUUGGAUGGAAGUGCUGCUAAACAUGCCUAGAUGAAGGAAAGUCGGGGUUCCGGGAAGCCAGGAAAAGGGGUUUCUUGAAUGCCCUCCCUCUCUCAGCCCUGGGGAGCUGGGGAAAUAUAUUUAUAUUUAUACUUCCUCCAGCUUCCUUUGGUGGAAAGAGAGAGUCCUAGAAGGUUCCGGUGGCUUUUCCGAAUUAUCGGUUUCUUUAUACAUAUACAGGUUGAGAAGUUAGCAUAGGAGCAAGCCAGCCAGUUAGUAACUUAGUGGUAGUCUUGAGUCAGAACGAAUGCAGGGUCCAAUGAGCUCAGGUGAAGCCCAGUCCGGUUUUCUCCAUCUAGAAGGCCUGUGCUGCAGAUGUAAACCGGUUUCUAUCCCCAAGCCUGGUUUAACUCUCAACAGCCUUCCACUUGAGGUCUCCGGCGAGCGGGGAGCGAUUGUAGUUUUGCUGCCAAAGUGCUCUCAGAGCAUCCUGUCCACAAAACGACAAUUCCCACGGAUGUUCUUUACAAAGCCAAGCUGGUUUCAAACCGGGUUCGGUCAGCUUGUAGUGUAAACGCAGCUGCGGCUUUCAGAAAAGGCCGUUACUGCCACCUCAAGCGGUCUCUCUUUCUCUCUCACUCUCUCAACUUUUUAGGGGAGGGAAGGAGAAAAUAUUUGCAUCCUGAUCUUCUUUCUGCCUGCUCCAAUGUAGGGCACAGGAAAAAAUAUAUUUUUUAAAGGACUGCAAGGGGAGUCCGAGAGCUAAAGUUGAAAAGAUAGCUAAGGAGAUGUUGCUUGGAUGCCAGUCUUAGGAUCUAUAAUGUUUAAGCAAGUUCCCACUCCCGUGCUUUCUCUUUUGCUAUUAGAAUUUAACAUUUAUUUGUAGUGUGCUAGGCUCUGUACGGAGCAUUACUGUAACCCAGUCCUUGCCCAGGAAAGAAACAAUGCAUUCAAGAAACGGGACUGGACAGCAGGGAGAGGUGUUUGUGGAGAUGAAGCUGGGAAAGGGUUUGCAGGAGAGAAAUGUGAGGAUGGCUGUACCAUUUAUAAGGACCUAGACGUGGGGAGAGCUAUACCAUAUAUAAGGAGCAAGAUGUGGGGAAGGCUAUACCAUAUGUAAGGAGUUAGAUGUGGGGAGAGCUAUACCAUAUAUAAGGAGCAAGAUGUGGGGAAGGCUAUACCAUAUGUAAGGAGUUAGAUGUGGUGAGAGCUGUACUAUAAGGAGCAAGAUGUGGGGAAGGCUAUACCAUAUGUAAGGAGUUAGACGUGGGGAGGGCUGUACUAUAUAUAAGGAGCAAGAUGUGGGGAAGGCUAUACCAUAUGUAAGGAGUUAAAUGUGGUGAGAGCUGUACUAUAUAUAAGGAGCAAGAUGUGGGGAAGGCUAUACCAUAUGUAAGGAGUUAGAUGUGGUGAGAGUUGUACUAUAUAUAAGGAGCAAGAUGUGGGGAAGGCUAUACCAUAUGUAAGGAGUUAGAUGUGGUGAGAGUUGUACUAUAUAUAAGGAGCAAGAUGUGGAGAAGGCUAUAUCAUAUGUAAGGAGUUAGAUGUGGUGAGAGCUGUACUAUAAGGAGCAAGAUGUGGGGAAGGCUAUACCAUAUGUAAGGAGUUAGACGUGGGGAGGGCUGUACCAUAUAUAAGGAGCAAGAUGUGGGGAAGGCUAUA
Molecule: messenger RNA, 2809 nt
Organism: Elgaria multicarinata webbii
Lineage: Eukaryota; Metazoa; Chordata; Lepidosauria; Squamata; Anguidae
Product: mothers against decapentaplegic homolog 6-like
Exons: 4
Coding region: 201-1202 (333 amino acids)
Biological process (GO): anatomical structure morphogenesis; transforming growth factor beta receptor signaling pathway; SMAD protein signal transduction
Cellular component (GO): heteromeric SMAD protein complex
Molecular function (GO): I-SMAD binding; transcription regulator inhibitor activity
Source: RefSeq, a predicted model, not a curated record